This is a messenger RNA of Harmonia axyridis, 1594 nucleotides long. Its product is annotated as threonine aspartase 1. Lineage: Eukaryota; Metazoa; Arthropoda; Insecta; Coleoptera; Coccinellidae. Bases 181 to 1242 code for a protein of 353 amino acids. The record is from RefSeq and is a predicted model, not a curated record. The transcript has a single exon. Gene Ontology annotation, biological process: protein maturation. Gene Ontology annotation, molecular function: threonine-type endopeptidase activity.
AAACUCUAUGGUCAGACCGCAGACGUCAAAACUAUUAACCUAACAUUUUAAUACAAGUACUCCUCUUGUAACUUGUAACGUUUGGUUUGAAUAAACAUAAACAAGAAGAAAUAGAAGGAACCAAAACAUUGAAAUAAAUUGCAUUGUUCACACUGAAACAUGAUUUAAUAGAACUCAAAAAUGUAUCCUUCAUUUAUAGCUGUGCACUGUGGUGCAGGAGUUCAUAGCUCAGAGUAUCAUUCAGUAUACAAUAGAUUGUGUAAACAGGCAUGUCUAAAAGGAAUGGAAUCAAUGAAAAAUGGUGGAUCAGCUUUAGAAGCAGUAAGAGAUGCUAUAAUAUUGCUAGAAAAUCACCCUAGGGCAAAUUGCGGCUUUGGGUCAAAUUUAACAAUGAAUGGUGAAGUAGAAAACGAUGCAUCAAUAAUGAAUGGGAAGACGUUAUUAUAUGGAGGCUGUGGGGCUGUUAAAAGACUGAAAAAUCCUAUACAAUUAGCAUAUGAUCUUUGUAUAAAACAAACACAAGCAAAUGUUUUGGGCCUAAUUCCUCCAUCACUUUUGGUAGGAAGUGGAGCUUUAAGCUACGCAAGAAGUAUUGGUCUGAAAACAGUUAGUAAUAAUGCUUUGAUAAGCUCUCAUUCAGCGUCAAGGCAUAGAAAAUAUCAUGAUUUGUAUAAGGAGUCAUGUAGAACCGAAGAACAAAAUUUAUUGUUUGAUACUGUAGGAGCCGUUUGCAUGGACUCGAGUGGCAAUUUUGCCGCUGCUAGUAGCUCUGGAGGAAUUAUACUGAAAAAGUCUGGUAGAGUUGGACAAGGUGCCCUUUAUGCCAGCGGAACUUGGGCAGAUAGCAGUAAUAAAGAAACAGAACCGUCAAUCGCAGUUUGUACAAGUGGUUGUGGUGAAUAUUUAGUCAGAACCCAAUUAGCCAAAGAAGUUGCCGACGAUUUGAAAGCGACUGAAUGCCCCACAACUGGUCUAUACAAAUCAUUAACAGAAAAAUUUAUGGAAUCAAAGUUCUUACAAAAUGUGGAUCAAAAGUUAUGUGGUGUUCUUGUGUUAAUCAAGAAGAAUGAUGAAGUGUCAUUUUUGUGGGGACAUAGUUCAGAAACAAUGAGUAUUGGUUAUAUGAAGAGUGAUCAGACAAAACCGUCAGCUUUUAUUUCGGAAUUACCUGUUCGAUCAAGAGUUGGUAGAAUUGUGAAUGUGGGUGGACAUCAUUAUUCAGUUGCUCAAGAUACACAAUAAGUUGGAAGAAUAUUGUUAUUUUCAUUAGAAUUUGUUUUGUUUACACAAGAAAAAGUCAAUUAUUCGGUUUAAUGAAAUACGUAAUACCUUUUCAAUUUUAAUUUGUUAUCUUUUAUCCCAAAAUCCACAUAUUACUGCCCUUUUGUAUUAAGCAUAAAAAGAAGUGAAUAUUUUUGGAAAAAGUAAAAUGGAAGGACAGCCAAAACACAACUGGCAUUAUUGACUUCACAAGAAUAUAUAAACGAUGUUUUUUUGUGUAGUGAUAUAUUUUCAUGUAAAUAGUAAACUUAUUUUUUUAUUUCAUUGUACACAUUAUAUUCUUUAGAUUAAUUAGUUUGAUGUUAGAAUUCAA